Pelagomonas calceolata is the source of this 1236-nucleotide messenger RNA. The record is from the annotation of a GenBank genome assembly. NCBI's taxonomy places the organism in Eukaryota, Pelagophyceae, Pelagomonadales, Pelagomonadaceae.
UGCAUCGUAAGGCUGCCCCCGAGCGAUUUGACCAUAUACGAGAUGAUCCUCACGCAGUGCGCCGUCUGCGCCGCCGAACUUGGCUUGUCGUUGGGGAAGAAAUGCGGCCGCUGCAGCACACGCUACUGUGGGCCCGAAUGCCAGAAACAACACUGGGAGGGAGGCGGCCAUGACAAGAUCUGUAAAUUAAUAAAAAAAGCUGGCGGCGCCGAGGCAUACAACGCAAAUAAGAAGUACACAGCGGCCGUCGCGGUCGCGGCGACGGCGUGCGCGGAGGACACGAAGGGGCAGACGUGCUACAUCUGCACGCAGGCCCUCCAUUGGAAAACAAAGGAGGGUCUUGUGCGCGGGUGCUCGUGCCGCGGGACGGCGGGCUUUGCGCACGUGUCGUGUCUGGCGGAGGAGGCGAAGAUCUUGUACGACGAGGCCGAGGAGAACAAUUUAGACAACAAGGUGUUGAAUGAGAGGUUUGGGCGGUGGCACACGUGCAGCCUGUGCGAGCAAAAUUACCACGGCGUCGUGGAGUGCGCGCUUGGGUGGGCGUGCUGGAAGACAUACGUCGGGCGGCCGGAGACUGACUGGGCUCGGAAAUUCGCGAUGACGCUGCUUGCGAACGGUUUGUCCGCUGUAGACCACCACGAGGACUCGUUGCACGUGCAAGAGGCCGAGUUGUCUAUGCGGCGGCGCCUUGGCGCAUCGGAAGGCGACCUGCUCGUGGUGCAGGGCAAUCUUGCGGGCACGUAUAAUCAGCUUGGACGACAUGAAGAGGCCCUAAGCAUAAAACGAGACGUAUACUUCGGAUGUUUGCGGCUCAAUGGCGAAGAACAUGAAGCCACCAUCAUAGAAGCCCUCAACUACGCGAUGACCCUUGCUAGUCUCCAGCGCUUCGAAGAAGCCAGGUCACUGUUGCGCAAGACGAUACCCGUGGUCCGGCGUAGUCGCGGAGAGAAUAGUGAGAACACGCUCAGGAUGAGGGGUUUGUACGCGACGGCGGUCUACCUAGACGAAGGCGCCACGCUCGACGAUCUCCGCGAAGCCGUGACGACGCUCGAGGAGACGGAACGGACCGCGCGGCGCGUGCUCGGCGGCGCGCAUCCGCUCACAACGCUGACUGAGGGCCAUUUGGGACUCGCGCGAGAAGCGCUCCGCACCCGCGAAAGCACAGGCGACGUCGAGUCCCUCCGCGAGGCCGUGGAGGCGAUGACGCCGCCGGGUGACGCGUAAUUUACUAGAGAA